Molecule: messenger RNA, 6749 nt
Organism: Nomia melanderi (Alkali bee)
Lineage: Eukaryota; Metazoa; Arthropoda; Insecta; Hymenoptera; Halictidae
Gene: Axud1
Product: AXIN1 up-regulated 1
Biological process (GO): regulation of transcription by RNA polymerase II
Cellular component (GO): nucleus
Molecular function (GO): sequence-specific DNA binding; DNA-binding transcription factor activity, RNA polymerase II-specific
Source: RefSeq, a predicted model, not a curated record
UAAGUGGCUACUGAAUCCUCUUGAUUCUCCGCUUCGCGCGACAGCUGAAACCGCCGGUCGCGUUUUUACUGGGCGCUCGGGUGACGUACUCGUUCUCGGGACGAGGAUCGGUCGCGAUUUGAAGCGAAGAAAGGAAGAAAAGAAUGAAGAACGGACAAUGCUCGUGACAGUCUUCGAUUCCGGACAGCGAGGAGCCACAGCUUUGCCGUGGUCCGAAACUAUCACGCCGUCUAGAUGGAAUCGCCUUCGGCCCAGGAUCGUCUUCUCGAGGCCCAAGAGGAUUUCAGCUCGCUAGAAUCACCAGGGACGGUGUCCGCGCCGUCGACGACAGCCGAGUCAACGGCAACGACGGAGACUACGCUGCAGGAAGCUACAGGGACAACGUUGUGCACGAAGAUCGUCAAUGAGGCCGGAUCAACGACCGAUCUUGGGGACAUUUCUCUGUCGGAAUCGAACGGGAACGUCGGUAUUGGUGCUGGUAGCCACACGUCACCAUCAUGCGAGGACACAGCGACGAACAGUUCCUGGGAAAUCGGCGCGGAAGACGUUGAAGCGAUGGGUCUGAAGUUGGGCAAGUGUAGUAGCAAAGGGGCGGAGAAGAAUGACGCGGGCGAGCCAGCCGCGACGGUUGUCGAAGCGGUGAAACCAUCGAACGACGAUGAGCUACCGGCCGAACAACAAGGGGACUGUGUUGAGGCUACGCCGCCGGCGGCUGUUAAGUGUCCGGACCAAGAUGAGGAUCUCAGGGUUUCCGGUGGGGGUGUUGGUGCCAGUGAUGGUGCCGAUGAUGAUACCGAUGGUAACGCCGAUGGUAACGCCGAUGGUGAUGCCGAUGGUGAUGUCGAUGAUAGUGUGCUGGCAAUCGGAUCACCAACGUCUAGGAAGAGGCCGGCCACCGAUUUCCUGCCGAUAAAUGCGGAGAUCAAGCGAAUCGGCGUUGAAGUAGCGGAGAACGAAGGGAACAAUCAGUUGCGCAGCGACGUAAGGAGGAUCUCACCGGUGCUGGUAAGCCUGCGGGAGCGCACUCUCGGCGAGAUAUCGCUCUCUUCGGACUCGUGCCUGUUCGAUGACGACGUGAGCGCCCGCUGCAUGUCGCGUAGUGGUAGGAUUCACGAGAGCCCGUUGUCUACGGCCGGUUGCCGACUGAACGCGAGCUUCGACAGCUCGCCGCAGAUCAGCCGGGACUCGGAGACGAUUGUUACCGGAGAGUCCAGGGUGUAUGGUCUGUCUCCCGCGGACGGUGAUCCCGACAACAAUGUCGAGGACGUGAGCGACUGCACCCGCAAACUGGACUUCGCCGACUCGUUCAUCGACGAGGAUUCGUGUUGCUCGCUGCCCGGAGAGAGUCCCGAGAGGGAUCACCGUCCGUGCCAAGAGAAACAGUGCGAGGAGCCGAUCGAGACCUGUCCGUGCAAGACCGCAUCUGCUGACGCGACGUCGUGCCACGCGGACCAGAUGAAGGGGCCUUAUCCCUAUUUGGUGGUUAUGCUGGAGCGGAUCGAUUAUUCGACCGUCGCGUCCGCCACAGACAGGACGGAGAAGAAGCGGCCAGAUAACAACAACAAGAAGAAACAGAGGAACGCUGGAGAAAGUAAUGUGCCCGAUAUAAAUGUCGAGUCGGACAGUCCGGUGAAUGAGAUGUGCUACGUUCAAAGGUACACACCCCCGAAGAAGAUCGUCCCAAAGACUGACUUGGAACUGGCCAAGAAGCAGUUCACAUCCCCCAUGGUGACGAGGUCGAAGACGCCGACUAUUGAACUUUCCUCGCCGUCUUUGAUCGACAAGAAGUCGUGCCAGGUGCGCUUGGAGAAGCUUGUCUGGCCAAAACUAAUUAGAACAUCAGAAAAAUCGGUUAAGGAUGAAAUCACAGUUGGUUCCGCGAAGAAGAAGGUGACCAAGGAUGAGGAAAUCGCGUCGCCUUCGUUAUUACUGUCCACGGAAAGUCUUCAGCCGUCGAGUAGCAAUCGAAAUUCCAUCGACGCAAGACCCAACUCGCCGGAAGAGCCUUUGGAACCCCCGACCGAUGCCCCGGAAGCUGUUGACACCGAGACCGAAACCGAGACUGGUUCCGACAGCUCCGAGGUGUCCUCUAUGACCAGUGUGCCCCUUCGCGGGUGCGACGACGACGCCGUUUCCGAUCAAGUAUCCUGCCCUGAGAGCGAGUCCAUGUGUUGCGUGGACAUCAACCCAGAGAUCAUCACUAGACUCGAAGCAGAGAGGCCGGAAGCCUUUACGGAGGACUCCGCGGAGAGCCUGGCACUCGCCACUGGUGCACGGGAUGAGGUCCGGUCGGAUGGCAGCGAUUCGGGCCUCGGAAGCGAGAUCCCUGGGGAUCCUGGACCCGCACCAGCCCCGGAGAGUGACUCGGAGACUUCGUUCUUAGAUAGGAUACCUGAUGAUAUUCUCUCCGAUAAAGAGAAGGCCGUGAAUCAACUGGACUCUUUCGUCCCCAACGUCGUCGUACCAGGGACGCCGCAAGCACCGUUGACAACGUUCCCCAGUCCGCCGAAGAGCAAUCUAAAAAGAAGAUUAACAGACUGCAUGGAAGGGGCUCCCAACCCGAAGAGAAGCAAUACCGACGAGCCGAUGAAGAAGAAACGCAACAUUCAUUUCGACGCAGUAACCGUCUACUACUUUCCUAGGGCGCAAGGUUUCACCUGCGUGCCAUCUCAGGGAGGCAGCACUCUUGGUAUGAGCGCGACGCACACGCACGCCGAAAGGUUCUCGUUGUCGGAGCACGCCGCAGAGCAAAGGCGCAUCCAUCGAGCAAGAUUGGCCCAACUACGUUCCGAGCGGGCCGCGAACUGCGUCGUGGAGGCGGCGUCCAGCUCGGAGGAUCCCAGCGACGACACGGACGAGGAGCAGAGCGACAAUGAGGAGCUAGACAUCGACAGCUAUUAUUUUCUCCAGCCGGUGCCCACGUGGCAGCGAAGAGCCUUGCUCAGAGCGGCAGGGGUGCGUAGAAUAGAUGCCGUCGAGAAGGACGAAUGCCGCGACAUCAGAGCCAGCAGAGAGCAUUGUGGCUGCGGGUGUAAAGGGUACUGUGAUCCCGAAAGCUGUCCUUGCAGUCGCGCAAACGUAAAGUGUCAGGUCGACAGAGCCGGCUUCCCUUGUGGAUGCACGCGUGACGGCUGCGCGAACAUUUCGGGUCGGAUCGAGUUCAACCCAGUACGCGUGCGGACGCAUUUCAUUCACACACUGAUGCGGCUCGAGCUGGAGAAAAAGCAACGCGAGGAAGAAGAGGAGGGUACGGAUCACGACGCUUCCGACAAUCAGAAUGGCAGAAGUCCGUUGAGGGAGAUCAAUCUGGGAUCGGUGAUGGAGAAUAGGAACGCUGCGGAGUCAUGUCUGAGCGGUGGCGGUUUCACCACACUUCACUACGAAAAUCACGAUGCUGGUGACGGCGGCACGAGUUGUCAGCCGGAUGUGCCCGGCACCAGAGAGGACAGUUUAGAUUUGUACGCGAUCAGGGACGAUUGUUACCCAAGCGAAGACACUGUCGACGGUACGCAAGGACCCCAAAGAAAAUUACAUCCUGAGUUUAGUCAAGCGUUUCAGACGUUCUCGGGUCAAACUGGUGCCGGGGUGAACUUCCAGCAGCCCGCGUACCAGGACUACCAACCUUACGCUAACCUUCCUUCCACGUCCAGGGUGCAAUUCCAGCCGCACUUUCAAGCGGUACCGGGUAAUUCCGGGUUCUCGCAUUACGCGCCCUACGGGCAAGAUGCUGGCACGAUUCCGGGAAACUGUCAGGUCCAUCCAGGCCAGCAUACGUCUGCCGCGGCUGCAUACGAAGCGACCUUCGCACAGGACGAGACGACCGGCUCGCAAUACACGAACCUGAGCUCAGUGCAGCCGGCCCACAACGCCGUGCAGCAAAUGGGUAAGCUGGAGCCAUUUUCCGAGCUUCUAUCCGGCAGAUACUCGUACUAUGGCGAGAUGGAGCCGCAAGCGCACGGUACUUACCACGCUAACGGGACGAAGGUCGAGGCGGAGAAAGGCCAAGGUAACGAACAGCAAUCCGAGAGCACGGAGGAGUGCGACGAGAAUUUCGGCGAGAUCAUCAAGAAGUCGAUGGUCGAGACUGUGUCCGCUUAAGAUGUCGGAACUCUAGAUACGCACGACUGAACGUUCAGGUCGCGAGCCCAGCACCGCUGUGUGUCGCUUGACUCGCGCGUGAACGGUUUGACGACACGAGACGACGGGACGGAGCUUCGAAUUUCCUCGUCGGAACGUCUCGUAAUGCGGAUGAAUGGGAGAAGGAGUUUUAGGACACGUGGGGGAAAUGCAGAAUUCUUCUUCUCUCAUCUUUCCGCGUGUUAGAUAAAUCUGAGUAUAAAUUGUUUCGGUGGUUUUCGAAAAGAACGGUGAAGAAACGGUUCUGCUCGAGAAUUACCACCACAAUUAAUCGUACACGACGAGUCCCGUGGAUGUCAUUAGGGAAAUUAAUGCGGCUACGUGUGCGUCCGCCCGGGAUGGGAAAAUGCUUCAAGAAAAUGCGUCGUCGUUCUCGUCCCGUUCUAGAGAAAUUGUCGGUCGCUCAGCGAUCGAACCCCGCCACGUCGGGCCGGGAAGGCGACGCACGCUCCUCCAUUAUGCGAACGAGAACAACGUAAAGAGGAGAUCCGGAAGCCGCGAGCACUCUUCCGGUGAAAGAUUCCUCGGGGGCUAGAAAAGAAAAAGGUCUUCGUCGAAAAUCUCCAUUCGAACACAAAGUCUCCUUGGCGACCGGCAAGGAACCGCCGCGACCGAUGUCUACAGACAUGCGAAUUCAACGAGGUUGUGACCAAGAAACAACAUGGGAUCAGCUUAGAUUGCAGUUUAUAAGAGAAACCUUAACUUUAAUACUUUAAUCGUAGGAUCGCGGGUUAUAUCGCGUCACCUUUUUAAAAACGAGAGAAUAUUAUAAAAUGAAGAAAAUGAAAAUGCUGAGAAAAAAAGUGCAUAAAAAGACGUGCGACGCAAUCCCGUGCACGGGACACGUUUUUUCGACGUUUCGCGUGGCGACAACGCUGGCAACGGCGGGGAAACGCGCACGAUGUACUACGUCGACCGAAUUUGCGUUUUGCUUUAUCGAUGCGCACGGAUGAGAUGCUACAUGAUAAUCAACGGUACAUGCGGAAACACAUUUGUAACACGACCACAAGAAAUCUGCGAGCGAUUGUGAUACUUGUGUAUAUGCGACGAAAAAAAACAACAGAGCGCAGUUUUGCCAGUCGAAAAUAGGUUAAGGACAUAAGUUACGGGACUUUUUUUAUGCCGGUGUGCAGGAAUAUCGAGUUCGAAUGGUUUCUGUCUUAUUUUUUUUCAAUCGACGGUCGAUGGUGUACGAUAGGGAAUAGCUUCUUCCUCGUGUUGUAGUUGAAUAUACAGUGACUGCGCAUUGCGGAUACACAAUCACACAGACAGACACAGUCAAAAGUAUACAUGCCGGAAAAAAUUAUACACACACACAAAACCUUAUGCAGUCUUAAAGGAUCAUGGGUUGAAUAGCUUAAGCAGGCAUACGUUGUCUACAGAACUCGUUAUAUUUGAAUCGUUAAUUUUUAUUAUUUGCGUUUUUCCAAAAUACACCAUUUUAUUAUAUGCGUUUCAUUCUUCGAUGAUCGUGUGGCGGCUGACAUAGUAAUUAAUAAUGGAUAGAAAGAUAUAUGCUCAAGGAAGAAAUGGGGCGUUUUGUCCGGGAUCAGCUAGUAGACUGGUCACUAAUACUCAUGUAGCAGAUCCAGCCUUAGACUCGAGGAUGAUACAUACAAGGUGUAGAAUAACAUGUAGUCUAUUUCAAGACUGGAUAAAGGACACAGAAACAAUGGAAACGUUCAUUCGAACAUGUACCCUAUUUACCUUCUUUUAAAGUGGUAGCCAUUUUUGUGUUUCUAUAAUCGGCAACUGUCUACCUUCAUACAAGGUUUACAAAUGGCUACCGUCGGUUUUUAUGCAAGCCUGCGGUCGUCAUACCAAGCAAUUCCGUAAUCUUUCGAAAACUCUAGUUACAUGCCGAUUUUGUUAACACACCUGGCUAUAACUUCAAAACAAGAUCAAUUAGUAUAUAUGUUCGUAUAUAUGUACCUUUUUCAUUGUUCUCGAGUACUUUAUAUACUGUUGAAAUAGGUCCCACGUGUUAUGAUGUAGUUUGGGUAAAAAUAAAUGAAGGAGCAACUAGAACCAGUGAUGACGUUAUAUCGACGUCAUCGUAGCCUCCUAGUAGAGAUCGUAGGAAAUGUCGCCACGAUCGAGAAACAAUUCCAGCGAUUCGUUCAAAUAUUUUGUAUAACAUUUGUCAGGUGUCUUGUACAUUUAUAGAACAAUGUAUUUUAUCAGUGCAAUCAUAACUUCUCAGACAUUGUUCGUCUACAUUUUGAGCAUGUAUUGCAAGGUUCUUGUUUCCGUUGUUUUUAACUUGCAUUAAAUUUUGUUCUGUUUUCCUAUCGUUAACAAAUAAUUCUACAUUUUAGACGAGAAUCGAAUAUCCGGAUCUAUCAGGUGCUCAUGAAACGCGAUCUGGCUACCGAAUUAUAAUUUCUAGCGACGCCAGUUGAUCCCCCCCUCCCCCCAAACAAUCUACGCGAGAGCGAUUUUACAGAUUCAUUGUAUAAAACUAUUUAUUGUUUUCGAUUGUAUACACUUUUAUACAGAGAAGUAUGUAAGUAGAUCUAAUCGAUAACACGUUCACCUGUGGACACGUCGUUGUCGCGGCUCCGUUGAAUCGAUAUCAGCUGUUGACCAUCGCGGGGAGUCAACCCCGCGAA